GGGUUUCAAAUCGGAGGGAGAACCAAAGCCCGCUGCGGGAAGAAGUCACGGGAAGAGCGCCGGGAAGGGCGCGAGACUUCGGGAAUUCCUGCUCUCUGCAGAUAUUUCCGAAUCGAGAUCGGAAUGUUCAGAGAAUCGCGAGCUCGCGCGACGGAAAUGAUUGCCCGCGACCGGGUCACGAGAGCGACGGACGAUCUGAGCUCUGGCAGAACCAAGAAACAUCCACCGGGGCCCGAAAAUCUCCGGCAAUAACUGCUCCUGCCACUGCUGCAGCCAGAUCCGCCCUCCGCCAUCCCUCCCUCCCUCGCUGCGGAUGUGAAUCCCCGAGGAUUCUUCGUCCCCGACAUGGCGAGGGUUCGUGGAUGGACACCCCGUGGAGCAAUCGGAGCGGCGAUGUCUGUCCUCGUCCAUGGCUAGGGUGCGGCAAAGAGGAGGCAAAAUCGAACGGAGUUUGGAUGAGAUCCGCAGCAGGAGUGAGUGCGAAUCCGGUGAGGUGGACCCGGAGCAUCCCACAUGGAUUCCCCCCGAGCUCACGAUCGCUUGAGUGCUUGAGCUGAGGCGUGCCGGCAGGAGCGGAAGCGACGCAGAGUCGAGUCGCGGUGUCGGCAUGGAUCGGAAGGUGCUCCGUUCCGCCGUAGUCUCAUGGACUGAAUGGGAGAUGGUCGCGGUUUGAGGGUUGUUUGCACGCAUUGUCGAUGCCGAUGCCUUGGCACUGCGAGCUCCGGGCACGGCAAGUGCGUUGACGACGACGAGGACGGGGAGGAGUUCGAGUCGACGACGUCUGUUGUUGCAGCGAGCCGGGCAACGAUCCUGCUUUUCGAACUAGUCGUCGGUCAAUCGGGCGGUCCGUUGGAAGCAGCCACUUGUUGUCGUUCGUCGACCGAAAGCGUGCUCGCAGACCGAGAAUCGAUUCGAUUUCUUCCUUCCUGACCGCCGCCAAGGGCUUGUUCUGUACCAUCAUCACGCACGUCUGAAUCGAGUGGGCAUUGUGGACCUCAUUGUGUGCCUCGCUAGUGCAUCGUUUCUGUCUGAGAGUCUGAGAGUGGAGCAAGAAUGCAGCACGCCUGGAAAUUCUCAAUGCUGGUCCGGAAUCCUUUGUUGUUGUAGGCGUGGAUUGUGUCGGAGAGCAGUGGAUUUGGGAGACAGGUUGAAUUCUGGACUUCGGCGAUUACGGUUCCAGCGAAUGCUUCCGGCCUGUUUCUUGCCUUGUUACUGUUUCAGCAAUCUCGUUGCUUUUUUUGAAUUUAGCUGUCAAUUACGAGACUGGUCGAGACUGGAUAAUUCGCCUCGUGUGAGAAGGCGGUAGUGAGUAAGGCUCUUGGCUCAAGAGUGAGAUCCAUUCUCAGUUUUCCGUGUUAGAGGGCCGAGGUUGGAUUCCAGUGGGCGAUGGUUCGGAGUUCUACUCGGUGGGAGAUUCUGCAGUGAUCUGCAUAAUGGUGUGGGAAUGGCUUUGGCCGAAUAGCUCAGAAGGGGUCCGUCUAUCGGCAACGCGGGAGAUUGCAUUGAACUUCGCGUCUGUUACAUUAUCGACGGGUUUUGUAGCUGAAGAUUUUUGCGAAAUUGAAGUGCAGAAAGGCGACUGGCUGCACGACAUUGGCCGCCGGUACAAUGUCGAUGUCAGAUCGUUAUUGAAGGCUAAUCCAAAUAUUUUCAACCCAAAUAGCUUGAAAGUUGGUACUCGCAUCAAAGUUCCCUGCCCGCCCACGGUUAUCGGCACAACACCUCAGAGUGACGUUUCGGGAAGGGCUUCAUUGAGCACUGGAAUCGAUCCUGGAAUGAGCAAUUUACCAACAAAGGCUGUGGUGUCGCUCGGCCACCCGCCUGAAAUUUUUACUCUGAGCAAGGCGUUGGUCCUCUUGAGUCAGGUCCUAUGGAAGAAGGAGAGAGAAUACAAGGUUGUAGAAGGCGACAACUUGGAAUGGCUCGCCGAGAAGUUUGGUACUUCUGUGAAAUCAAUUAAGAAACUCAAUAAUCUACAGGAUGACGUUAUUUGCACUGGCAGCAUCCUGAAGAUUGAAAGGUCGAGAGCUUUCGAGCAACGAAUGUCACUAGGGAGAAAAGCAAGUGUGCCAGAAAGGAACGCAGCAGUUGAGGGAGUGAGGAUUGACACUUUUCUCAAAACGCCUCUGUCGUUUAAUCCGAUUUUUAAAGUUCGGCUCCCCGUAUUGAAAAACAAGAAUCUGAAAUCCCUCACUCCGAAAACAGUAAAGGUUCAGUAUGGGGACACUUUAGCAGACAUCGCCUAUACAAAUGGCUUAACCAUAAGGGAACUUCAGCGUUUAAAUCACCUACGCGAUGACGUGAUCUUUGAGGGCGAUGUCUUGGCUGUGAGCUCAGGACCUUCCAAGAUGGAUCCAGCUGACUUGCGGCCUGGGAGGAGAAGAACCAAUCGACCUCUGUUCUCGAGGCAGGUUCUUGGAGGACUAGGUGUUGGUGGUCCAAAGCAGCUGGCCAGAAGCGAGUCCUUCAAGGGUGGAUUGAAGACAGAAGGUCGAUGGAAGAGAAGGAAGAAAGGAUUUCAGGUGGAGGAAAAGUGGAUGCGAUUUACAGCUCCCCUCACUGAAGGUUUCGUGAGCAGCCCCUUUGGGUGGCGAUGGGGCGCUUUUCAUGAGGGAGUUGAUCUGGCCGCAGACCAAGGGACUCCAAUUCUUGCAUCAGAUAAAGGAACUGUUACCUUCGCCGGUUGGAGUGGCGGUAGAUAUGGAUAUCUCAUUGCCAUCCAACAUGAAGGAGGUUUCAUCACCAGAUAUGCUCACUGUUGUUCUAUCCAUGCUCGCGUGGGGCAGCAAGUAGCCCGGGGCCAACAUGUAGCUGCUGUGGGAUCUACAGGCCGUUCCUCUGGUCCUCAUCUACAUUUUGAAGUCAGGAGAAAUGGAGAAGCACUGGAUCCUUUCCAUUGGGUAUAUCUGUAAUGUACAUUAGGAGGUCAUCAAGUCCACAAAUUUUGAAAAGUUGGUAGGCAAUCAUCUACCACCGUUUGUAGUGUAUAAUCAAUGGAUCAUUUGCUGCGUUCUGUAGACAUUCGCCUUGGCUGUUGCAACUCAUUUGUGCUUAAGAGUCCACGGUGAAUAGCAACGAGUGUCCAACCAUCUUAUUAUAAUGUAGUAAAUCAAUUCGUAUCAUUCUCUC
Messenger RNA from Marchantia polymorpha subsp. ruderalis, 3129 nucleotides. The record is from the annotation of a GenBank genome assembly. Lineage: Eukaryota; Viridiplantae; Streptophyta; Marchantiopsida; Marchantiales; Marchantiaceae.